GUAACAAACAUUAUGUGCAGGCUUAGGUGCUUUGUAUAAGAUUUAUGAGAUCGUAUAGUGGAUAUAAUAAGUAGCGCUAGCCUUGCUGACUGGCGCAGCGGCGGAUUUCGGCAGCGUCGUCUCAUACUUGGAGUGACAUCGAAUCGUCACUAAGCAUUUCGCCCCGCCGUCUGGCCGUUGACUCCUUCCACUUCUUCCUUUCCCAAACCUUCCGGGGUCCGUCCAGUCUGGACCCCUCUAAUUGCGAAUUGCCAGCCAACUGUCAAUCGAAAUAAACACUUUUUAUCGUAAAAGAGAGAAUCUUUGGAUUCUACUCACUAAAAAUAGAGCAAUCUAUUUCAAGUUUAUUAAUUAUUUUAUCUCUCUUUAUUUUUCUUUCCUUCUUUUUCCCCUUCUUCACUGGCGGCAUAAGUUAGGCAAGUCAUUUUUUUGCAUGACGUCGGCAGACGUCUUGUCAACUUGCAGCUUUUGUUGCGCCGUGUUUUCUCUCAAACCUCGAUAAGACGUGUUCGGCCUCAACAGCCAUCGGCAGCAUCAUGAGCUCUAGCUCGUCAAACUUGGGAGGCAAAUCCCUUUCUUCUCCGACGCUCUACACCCCUAACUCCCAACCCAUCUCGGUCCCCGCGCCCAGCUUCGAAACCAAUUCUCGACGUUCCGGUCUGUCGACUCCGUCGUUCCCGAAUUCCGCUCCGAGAAAAGGACAAGGUUCGAGGAAACAGCACCGGAACCUGCGAAGGCCGCCGGAUGAAGAUGAUGCCAUGGCAGAGAUGAGAGCUGUUCGAAAUACUUCAAGCCGACGCGGCCAAACUUCCAUCACCCAUCUCCUGAAUUACUCCGUCCCGACGCGUAGCCAUCACGAAUAUCCUAGAUCGAAUCGCAGACAUGCUACCUGGGGCACCGGUUCCGGCUACCAUGCUGUUGAUAAGGCGAGGUUUGUUCACGCCAAUUAUCGCUUCGUAGUCUCCCCUACCGGAGACUAUUCCUCCCAGGCCGUGGAUGCCGAUAAGUAUCUCGACUGGUCGGACGUGUUGCAAAUCAUAGCUUCCGCCGAAUCUCAAUCUACAUCAUGUCCGAUCUGUCUGUCGGAUCCCGUAGCCCCUCGCAUGGCGCGCUGCGGUCACAUAUUCUGCCUACCGUGUCUAUUGCGAUUCAUGAAUUCGAGUAGCGAUGACGAGCCGAGUCCCCGGAAAGAAGCGAAAUGGAAGAAAUGCCCCAUAUGCGAGGACUCGUUCCGCCUUUCCGAAGUCAAGCCUGUACGCUUCUAUGCCGGCCAGGAGAAUCCUCUACCGAGACCAGGGGAAGAUGUCGUGCUAAGAUUGAUGGUACGAGAUGCGGGUUCUACUUUGGCCCUGCCAAACGAAGGAGGCCAGGAUGCUAUUAAUUUGGACGAAGAAAUCCCAUGGCACUUUGCGGCAAACGUUAUCGAUUACGCCAGGGUGAUGAAAGGAACUAAUGACUACGUGUUAGGGCAGUUUGAAAGAGAAAGAAACGAUUUACGGGACCAGGCGCUGGCGGACGAGAUGCAGUUUGGCCAAGAAGACGGAGGUUGGACGCAACGAGCUAUUAAAGCCAUCAACACCGCAGCAGACAAGUUUCGUGAUGAACUGAGGGGAGAAUCGUUACAACAGGUAGGUAAUACCUCAAAGGCGAAACAACCAGCCAGCCAGAAAUUUUAUUUCUACACAGCGCCUCCGCACCUGUAUCUAUCGCCUCUCGAUAUUCGGAUUUUAAAGACCAAAUUUGGGGAUUUCUCAAACUUCCCCUCGACACUACUUCCGCGUGUCGACCAUAUAACUACAGGCCAUGUGGUAGAUGACAACCUAAGAAAGCGGGCCAAGUACCUGGGACAUCUUCCUCACGGCUGUGUUGUAAGCUUCCUAGAGUGCGAUUGGACGGAUAUAGUGCCUGCAGACAUUCUUGAGACGUUUUCCGACGAUCUAGAGCGUCGGCGUAAGGCACAUCGGGACAAGGCAGCACAAGAGGAACGCGAAAGGUUACAGGCAGAACGUCUAGAGGCGUCUGCUAUUGGGCGUAGUGCCAGGCGGCACUUUGAUCAAGCCAACCAGGAUAAGUUCGAACCUGCUCCUACUAUGAACUCGGAGGACUUCCAGCCACUUGGCGCUGCGGAGGGCACAUCCCCACCAAAUCCCCGACCGGGUUUCAGCCAGCUCGCAGACAUGUCGACCAGCCCAUCGACAUCGAAGACAGUUUGGGGAACCCCAGCGAUUCCCGUUUCACCUCAGUUAGGACCCUUGCCAGAGCGCGAAAUCAAUGACGGCUGGUUGAGAGACGAUGAGCUUCUUGACGCCGCUGAGAUAGCAAUGCAGAUGGAAGCACUGAGCAUCGAACCAACGGGUGCCGGACCAAGCAAUGGGCCUACCGGGGGCUCCGGCGGCAAGAAAAAGAAGCAGAAGAAGAUUACAUUGAUGAGUACGAGCGGCCGUCGCGGCGGCUAGCCGUUUGGUACCGAUUUUAAUGGAACUGCCUGCUUUUUUAUUAUUAUCAUUGUUCUUUAGCCGGAUUUGGGAGCGAAGGGGAAUCAUAUGCGGGAGUAUUCUUUCUCUAAACCUGUUCCUACAUACGUUCCAUAUUACACCGACCUCGCUUUAUUUAUUCCAAAGGAAGGUGAGGAGCGAGGCGGUGUCGGCUGUGACCGAAGACCGAAGAUUUAAGACUUAUAAGCAUGGGAGGCCGAAGCGGCUUAACUUUACUAACUAUACUCAAUAUGACUUCGUGAGGCAUUGUGAUUUGUAGUAGCAAGUAUAUAAUGUGGCGCGUAUGAGUAUGACACCUAGUAAUUUAUACUAAUGGAGGAUACUAUAUUAUUAACAAGUACCUGAACUUUGAGUUGAAUGACAUGUUGAGGCAGUUAACUGUGAGUUAACUCACUGAAUUUUACUUAAAGGUACCUACCUAUAGUCCUAACAGUGACAGGAGAUAUGAUAUGAUAACAGGUGUCAACACUUUCUUAUCUAUUAUAAACUACCCCUUUGACCC
This is a messenger RNA of Daldinia caldariorum, 2997 nucleotides long. RefSeq lists its product as uncharacterized. The coding region runs from base 537 to 2456 and encodes 639 amino acids. The record is from RefSeq and is a predicted model, not a curated record. Gene Ontology annotation, biological process: positive regulation of transcription by RNA polymerase II. The transcript has 3 exons. NCBI's taxonomy places the organism in Eukaryota, Fungi, Ascomycota, Sordariomycetes, Xylariales, Hypoxylaceae. Gene Ontology annotation, molecular function: transcription cis-regulatory region binding; metal ion binding.